UAACCGUAAAAUCAUUUGAAAAUGUCUGGUCGUGGAAAAGGUGGCAAAGUCAAGGGAAAGUCAAAGACCCGUUCCAGCAGGGCUGGACUUCAAUUCCCCGUUGGUAGAAUCCAUCGUCUUCUCCGCAAAGGAAAUUAUGCUGAGAGAGUAGGAGCCGGAGCUCCAGUUUACUUGGCAGCUGUCAUGGAAUAUUUGGCCGCCGAAGUUUUGGAAUUGGCUGGAAAUGCUGCCCGUGACAACAAAAAGACGAGAAUCAUCCCUCGUCAUUUACAGUUGGCCAUCAGAAACGAUGAGGAAUUGAACAAACUUCUCUCUGGUGUUACCAUCGCUCAGGGUGGAGUUCUGCCGAACAUACAGGCUGUUCUUUUACCCAAGAAGACCGAAAAGAAAGCAUAAGUUUGAGAUAAUAAUAUACAAUCGGCCCUUUUUAGG
Messenger RNA from Belonocnema kinseyi, 432 nucleotides. RefSeq names its product histone H2A. Gene Ontology annotation, molecular function: DNA binding; protein heterodimerization activity; structural constituent of chromatin. Lineage: Eukaryota; Metazoa; Arthropoda; Insecta; Hymenoptera; Cynipidae. The record is from RefSeq and is a predicted model, not a curated record. Bases 22 to 396 code for a protein of 124 amino acids. Gene Ontology annotation, cellular component: nucleosome. The transcript has a single exon.